AUGUCGGGCCUCGUCGCUUAUGCCAGCAGCGACGAUGAGGGGGACGAGGAGCAAUCGACUCACGUGGAGCAGUCCCAGGUUCCAACUACAGAGGCAGUACCGGACAAAGCAGCGCCCGAGGGCCGCACAUUAGCGGCAUCACCAUCACCCGCAGCUCCUCAGCCCACCGCGCCGGUGCAGCAGAUUCCGAGUGCCUCAAUCGCGGAUUCAGAACCCCCUACGCCGGCAAUUGCCACCGUUACGCAGAACGCCGUCCCCUUGGGCCCAUCUCUUCCCCCAGAAGAGCAGCAGGAAGACCUCGCAGCCGAUGACGAAGACGUGACGGGUGCACCGUCAUCACCAUAUACAGCCACACGCGCCCUCAUCCAUGACCUCACCCUCCCCACCAUACCCAACCUCGACAUUCCUCCUUCGCCGCCCGGCUCACCUCCCACGCGCGCGAGCAAGACAUUUGAGCAGUUCCUCAAGCUCAAGAAGACGGGCACGCACUUCAACGCCAAGUUGCAGAACUCCACGGCGCUCAAGAACCCGAGCGUCACGGACAAGUUGAUGGACUACGCCGGCCUAGAUGGCGUGAAGCAGUACGAGACGACGUUGCCGCUGGACCUAUGGAACCCGGCUGCAUUUCCGGAAUCGGCUUAUGUAGAUAGGUUGAAGCAAACGCGGGAGAAGCUCGUCAAGCGCAUGGAGUCGAGCAAGUCGUCUGGGGCAAGGUCCACCGUCGACUUUGUUCCUGCGUCGAUGCCCUCGCCUGGUACCGGCGGUGGGCCGUCGGUCGGCGGCCUCAGCAGGGGUGAGAAGCGCAAGGGAGACUGGAAGUGA
This is a messenger RNA of Purpureocillium lilacinum, 822 nucleotides long. RefSeq lists its product as uncharacterized. The record is from RefSeq and is a predicted model, not a curated record. Gene Ontology annotation, biological process: regulation of DNA-templated transcription. Gene Ontology annotation, cellular component: nucleus. Lineage: Eukaryota; Fungi; Ascomycota; Sordariomycetes; Hypocreales; Ophiocordycipitaceae.